AUGAGAGUAUUCAGACGACUGUUGUUUAAUAACAAUAAGUUGAUCAAAUAUAGGGAAAAUGAUUCGAGUUUUCAUCAUGAGUAUUCUAUAAGACCCGACACUUUUGCGUUCAAGAUUUCAAAUUCGUCUUCAACUUCACCAUUUCAAAAGACUGAAAAUUUCAACUUGAUAGAUUAUGUCUAUAGAAAUUCUACUAAUUAUCCCUUCGAUAAGAUGACUCCUAAGGAAGUUUUCAAUACUUAUCCCAUGAUAAAUUCCAAAAAAUUGUCUAGGAACGGAACUAGGCCGAGAAAAGUGAAAAUGGCAGUAUCUGAUUUCAUUGAAGAUAGUUUAUAUAAUCCUAAAUAUGGGUAUUUUUCUAUGGAAGUUGAAAUUUUCAACAAUGAUAAGCCAUUUGAUUAUAACAAUAUCAAAGAUGUUGAUGACUUCUUGGAUACUUGGCAAAAAGCUUAUGUCAAGUAUGAUAAUGAACAAAUAGCUCCUCAAAGAAAGGAAUUAAUAGCUGCUGAUAGUGUUAACUAUGGAGAUCCAAAAUCUAAAUUCGCUACUAAUUCUUUGAGGUUGUAUAAUGAAGAGAAGAAAAAUACUAAUCCUACCACCAAGAAUAAGAGAUCUUUGCAAUUAUGGCACACCCCAACGGAAUUAUUUCAACCUUUUUAUGGGGAAGCUAUUGCCAGAAAUAUCUUAGAAAAGUUCAAAGCUGGAAAUGAAGAUGAAUUGAUUAUUUAUGAAAUGGGUGGAGGAAAUGGUACUUUAAUGACCAAUAUCUUGAAAUUCUUGAAAAUCAAUGAACCAAAAAUUUAUGCUAAAACUCAUUAUAAGAUCAUUGAAAUCUCCAGUCAAUUGGCUUUGAAACAAUAUAACCAAGCUUUAAGAGAAAAAUUGGUAUCUCAAGGUUUAGAUGUACUGAAGUUCCAAAUCGUCAACAAAUCCAUCUUUGAAUGGAAAGAAGUGGAAGAAAAACCUUGUUUCUUCAUUGCUUUAGAAGUUUUUGAUAAUUUCAGUCAUGAUUUGAUAAGAUAUGAUAACAAGACCGGUGAACCUUAUUUGGGACAUGUUCUUGUUGAUGAUAAAGGUGAUUUUUAUGAAUUCUUCACCCCUCAGUUGAAUUACUAUUCUGAUGUUUUCUUACAAUUGAGAGAAAAUGGUCCUCAUAGUCAACUUAAGACCAAUUAUUGGCAAAAAUUCAAAAGUUUGAUACCUUUCUUUAAUAAAGAUUCAAUCCACCCAUUAGACCAAUCAACUUCAAAGUUAAUAUGGCAAAAUACUUUAUUUCCUUUUAAAGAUAACUUAUCCCCAGGAGAAUUCAUUCCAACUAGAUUGACAGAAUUCUUCCAUAUCUUGAAACAUAAAUUCCCCCAGCAUCAUUUGAUAUCUUCAGAUUUCAAUGCUUUACCAAAUGCCAUACCUGGUUAUUAUAAUGGGCCAGUGGUGCAAACUGUAGUUAAAGAUAAAAUGGUAGAUAUAACUUCUUAUAUGUGCCACCAAGGAUUCUUCGAUAUAAUGUUUCCAACCAAUUUUCAAUUGAUGAGUACCAUAUAUGAACAAAUUGUGGGUAAACAAGUAGUAGUGGAACUGCAUAAACAGUAUUUACAAACCUGGGGUGAUAUCAAAGCCACUACCACCAAAAGAGGUGAAAACCCCAUGUUGGAAUUUUAUACCAACGUGAGUUUUAUGAAUACGAAAUAA
This is a messenger RNA of Yamadazyma jaroonii, 1689 nucleotides long. Lineage: Eukaryota; Fungi; Ascomycota; Pichiomycetes; Serinales; Debaryomycetaceae. The record is from the annotation of a GenBank genome assembly.